Molecule: messenger RNA, 722 nt
Organism: Folsomia candida
Lineage: Eukaryota; Metazoa; Arthropoda; Collembola; Entomobryomorpha; Isotomidae
Exons: 2
Coding region: 48-584 (178 amino acids)
Source: RefSeq, a predicted model, not a curated record
UGGCACCUCCGCAUCAUCAUCAUCACCACAUCUCCUGGCAUCAAAAAAUGAUGAUGAAAGCACAUAGGUGGCGGUGGCACCCCCAUUUGUGCACCAAUUUUGGACUCUUUGAUCUAUUUGGUAAAGUUCACUCGAAAUCAGGAACUCAUUCGGUACCAAAGGCUUCAAAUUUUGACCAGUGUGUUCAACGACGUUCAUCAGAAAGGUAUCCUCCCCGCCACGCAGCUCACCAAUAUUUGGACUUCGGCCAUGUCACUGUUGGUUAUCACGACGCGUUACCGCUCCCACUCGUACUUUUCAUGCUACUUUGUGCCGUAGAAUCGACCGUAAUUGUACAAUUCUGGGUUUUUGGACUUAUCGGAAGUGUUCAUCAGACGUCGUCGGAUUUGUUGAGAGGCUGGAACGCUGAUAGAAAAAUCAGAGGAAAUUCUGUGAUGAAGAGACGCGUAAAAUCUCUGUAUCCCUUGAAGAUUAUGUUUGGUUCUUGCAAUUUUAUGGAGAAAAGCACCUCUCUGACUACGAUUGAUUUUAGCAUGGAUAAAACCGUUAGUUUGCUGAUAGGAUCGAGACAAAUUUCGGUGUAAUAAAUAGAUACGUAAGUCAAUUUAUCAUAUAUUUUAAUUGACACUAUUAUUAUUAAUACAUCGUUUUGUACAUACAUAUGUUUCCUUAAAUUUUGAAGUUGAGGAGAAGGCGAGAGUUUCGCUAAUUGGGAAACACAA